This is a messenger RNA of Siniperca chuatsi (mandarin fish), 1008 nucleotides long. Its product is annotated as troponin I, fast skeletal muscle-like. Lineage: Eukaryota; Metazoa; Chordata; Actinopteri; Centrarchiformes; Sinipercidae. Gene Ontology annotation, biological process: muscle contraction. Bases 163 to 678 code for a protein of 171 amino acids. Gene Ontology annotation, cellular component: troponin complex. The transcript is spliced from 7 exons. The record is from RefSeq and is a predicted model, not a curated record.
GAUCUGGGCAUUUUGCUGAGGCAUCGCAACCCACCAUAUAUACCGUAUUUCAUUUUUCACUGUCUGUGGCUUUGACAGUGUCUCCUUUUCUUCCACCAAGUGUGUCUUGUCCUCUUCUUCUUCCUCCUCUCAAUAGGUUGUGAACCGCAAAAAAACGCCAAGAUGUCUGAGAAAAAGAUGACUUCCAGCCGCAGGCAUCACCUGAAGAGCGUGAUCCUCCAGAUCGCUCAGAACUGGCUCGAACAGGAGAAAAAGGACGACGCAGCGGCUAAGGCCGCCUACAUGGCCGAACACUGUCCUCCCCCGGACCUGAGCGGAGACCAGAACGCCCUGAUGGAAUACUGCAAGAAGCUCCACGCUCUGAUCGACAAGAUCGACGAGGAGAGGUACGACAUCGAGGCCAAAGUGCAUAAGGCCGACAAAGAGAUUGAGGACCUGAAUAUCAAAGUGGUGGAUCUGAGAGGUGUGAAGAAACCCGCUCUGAGGAAAGUGCGUAUGUCCGCGGACACCAUGCUGAAAGCUCUGCUGGGCUCCAAGCACACGGUCAACAUGGACCUGAGGUCCAACCUGAAGCAGGUGAAGAAGGAGGUGAAAGAGGAGCCCACAGAGGCGGUCGGCGACUGGCGUAAGAACAUUGAGGACAAGGCCGACAGGAAGAAGAUGUUCGAGACCUCCUAAACGUGUCGCUGCUGUUUGUCUUUCUGUUUAUAUGAACUCCACGUGUCUUAUAUGUGUUGGUUGAACCAGAUGGUUGUUUUAUGUUUCGGUUAAGUCACACAGGGCUGGACAGCAUGUUAGAGGUGUCACUCUGCAGGACGUUUGAGGUGGUUGAGGAAUUUUCUUUUGUUUGUUUUUUUGUCUGGAGGGAGGGGGGAGGAGUGUGGACAGUUCCUGCAGGCUCACACAUCAACACACAACACCGAGUCUUAAACUCCACACAUUCAGGGAAACAUUCACACAAACUGAACCAUGUUGAAUAGAAACAAUAAAGUAAAAUGUGGAAGAAAA